Messenger RNA from Mya arenaria, 3696 nucleotides. Its product is annotated as hemicentin-1-like. Gene Ontology annotation, molecular function: cell adhesion molecule binding. Gene Ontology annotation, biological process: cell-cell adhesion. Lineage: Eukaryota; Metazoa; Mollusca; Bivalvia; Myida; Myidae. Gene Ontology annotation, cellular component: cell-cell junction. The transcript has 14 exons. The coding region runs from base 421 to 2565 and encodes 714 amino acids. The record is from RefSeq and is a predicted model, not a curated record.
CAGGGGAAAACGUUUAGAUACAACAGUUUAAAUCAACCGUUACGUGUUUGUCUGAUUUGUUUGUGCGAAUUAUUAUGGAAAUAUUGUAUAUACGAGUGUUGCGUUGGAUAUUAGUAUUCGCAAUGGCUUUGGAAUGUUCAGCCAUCAUUACAAUGACAGCAGACCAAACGUAUGUGCCAAUUGGAGGCGAUGUACACGUGACAUGUAAAAGUGAUGUGAAAGGAAUAAGUAUACAGAUAUUUAAUGGAACAAUAUUUAUGACAAAGUGUUGGAAAUUUUACUGCAAGAUUAGGGAUCUAGCAUCAGCGUCAACAAUACCCGUGAGAGAUGGCACAAAUGCGGGGUACGACAUAGUUAGUUUUACGUUGAGAAAUUUUCAAAUAAAAGACAGUGGGACAUACUUGUGCAAGACCUGGAUUCAUGCGGACAGUACAAGGCAGCGUGACUAUCACCUAUGCAGUCCCCAUAACCUUUAUUGUGCUGACACCGAAGCUUGACCCUGUGAACGUGGUAGACGGUGUUUCUUCAACUUUCUCCUGCGUCACGUCCGAGAGCCGCCCACCUGCUACUGUGUCCUGGUUCAAGGGGAUUGAUGACAUCACAGCAUUUAGCAAUAAUGUUACCACGACCUUCAUAACAACCAGCACUCUGACAUACACCCCUUCCAAAGAGGACCAGGGGAAGAGAAUCCGGUGUGAGGGCAGCAAUGGUGGAACAACGGUGACAACGUCGGUCAGGCCUCUGGCAAAUAUACAGUUCGGUCCUAGUAUCCCUUGUGACUACGCCGGAACAGAUGCUCCACCAACAAUAAUGAUACGCGAGGGCUGGAAUUUCUCCUUGAAUUGCACUAGCAGCGGCAACCCAAAACCUAGCCUGACAUGGACCCAUCCUGGACCGGGACCAAACAGUCCACUUGCGCUCUCAAACAUUCAGAAAAGCCAUAAUGGAACAUUUACCGUGACCAGUAGCAAUACAUUGGCCCCGUCUGGAGAAGCACAUGUUCCGAAAUCAAAUUCCUCUUCGUAUAUUGUUCUAGUGAUGUAUCCCCCAGCGUCCAUACAAUGCACGGUAGGCUCUGCUUCUUCUCUAGGAUCAGGAACACUGCGUGUUGUCAAAGACAGCACAUUCACCAUCAGUUGUGUUGCCGAUAGUGUUCCGGCUUCAACUUGGGAAUGGUCGUGGUCAGGUGGCAGUAUAUCUAGCUAUCAACUGUCUGCUCCAAACAUUCAGACUGAAGGGCCGUUUACAGUAACUGCACGGAAUACAUUUACGUUAACAAAUGGAAGUACAGAGACAGGUCGAAACCAGAAUGAAUGCAGAUUACAACUCCUAUACCCUCCAAGCAGACCUGUGUUUCACUUAGGCGGAACAACUGGGCCUCGUAUUACAGAAAACAGCCUCUCGGUCAUCCGGGGCAAGUCGACCAGUGUAGCAUGCAUAUCCACGGGGAACCCCGAGCCCACUUACUCCUCCUGGAACGGAUCUGAUCAGUUGUGGACGUUCAUCGCUAACACGGACACCACUAGGACGUGUUUGGCAUCGAACACUCUCAACCCGACCGGAUUUAAAGAGGAGCUUCGGUCCAUAUCGAGCGCACUGAAUAUUAAAGUAGUGUAUGGGGCUUCAAUCGCAGACUUUGCUAUUACGGGACUUGAAGGAAGAGAGAAAGUGGUUUUGUUUGACGGUUCUCGCGUUAGCCUUCACUGUGCAGUAGAUAGUAACCCUGGUUCAUAUAUUGAAAUACUUAAGGAUGGACAGUCCCUCAAACAAGUGGGCAGUGCACAGAAACUGAGUCUUGUGAUUGAAAGAAUUAAAUGUGAAGAUGAUGGCAUCUACAUCUGUACGGGGCGUAACGUCCACGACUCCGCACCUGUUAUGAGAACGUUAACAGUUUUUGUUAAAUGCUCUCCGCGUGCUUCGACAGCCUCACCAUCAGUUUAUCUUGUUACUAGCGUAACCGGCGUACCCGCAAAUUUGACCUUCACCUUAGUAGCAUAUCCCCGCCCGGAUAUGUCAGACUUCCGGUGGGAGAAACAAGACGUGUCUGGGGAUGGAUGGACAACCAUGCAUAACACGCAGAACGUGAAAUUAGUUGUGUCAGUAAAUAGGCUUCAAACAAGUAUAUCUUUCACCAGUGUACAGAAAGUCGACUUUGGUUACUACAGAGUUAACGCGAGCAAUGAACUAGGUCGUACUUCAGAAAUAUUCCAUCUUCAGUCACAAGAAGCAGGCCCAAGUUCUGGUCCAGUUAUUGGCGGUGCGGUUGGCGGAAGUAUAGGAGGUGUCGUUGCUAUAGUCCUGGCCCUAGUUGUUCUUAGACGGAAGUAUACACACAAGUGUAACAUUAAAAGAAAAACAGAUGCUCCUCCUGGGAAAUCCGUAUCCUGUGCAGACAAUUCUGAUCCUAUCGCAGCUCAGACGCACGAGGAAAUAUCCAUGACAACAAAUGCAACGGUGUACGAUAUUCUAGCUAUAAGAGAUGUUAGACCCGACAGUUCGCACGAGUACAUGCCGUUAGAACAGUCCAGUUUGAAGUCAAAUACUACAUACGAAAACGUCAAAUAAGAGGAUCCGGUUUUUAAAAACACUACGCUGAAGAACACUGUGCAGUCGGUGCCUUAAGUACAGUAAUUGAAACCAAAGAACAUCCCCGCGCCGUACUAGGCUUGAACGUGCUUGUAACAGUGCCAUCGUCUUUGUCAGCAUAAUUAUACUCUUUUUUUCGUCUAUACAUUACCUCCCAUAUCAGAAAGGUAAAAAGUAGGCGGGAAAUAACCGUGCAAUAACUAUCGUGCGGAUAAAUAACGGCAUAUUCCAAAUAUAAACACACACGUUAUGGAACAUUGUCCUUUGUGAAAACAGUUACUUUUCUCACUUCCCUCGUUAUUGAAAAUAUAUACGAGCGCACAGAUGAAAUCCAAGCGUAUUUGAUGGAUAUUUAGUAUUUUUUACUUGAAAAGGGACUUAAUUUGUGCAGGAAAUACAGUGCGGUUGAGACAAUGGCUGCACAAAACUUUGUUUGAUUUUUGUAUUGUUAGUCAAAAUACUUAAAUCAGGUAAUUAUGCACGAGCCUAAUUUAAUAUCUUGUUACUGUGUAUUAGAAUUUACAACAUUUGGAAAAAGGCAAUUAAAUAACUUCAGACAGCUUUUACUAUAAAUGGCACGAUCAGUUUUAAGAUUCCACACACGUAUAUACGGAAACUGAUUUUAUCUAAUUUAUCUAAAAUGUAUUUUGCUUUUUGUUUACUAUGUAUUCCUAUGUUUUGUUUAUCCACGUGUUUGUUGAAUACCCGAAAGUAAACAAUAUCACGUGACCAAAGGUUAACAUCUACUAGUUAUUUUGAUAUGCUUACUAGUAACUUAUUUGUUACAAUUUUAUCACUUAUCCAAUGUAUCACUAGUCAAAUAUACAAACCAAUUGUAAAUGCAAUGUAAAUGUUUAUGUCUUUUCGUCUUUGUGUUAUAUGCAUCGUAUUUUGUUGAAAUGUUUGAUCAAGGAUCAUUUGACCUAUUUCAAACAAAACAUUUGUAUAUACUAUACUUAUUAUAUCAGUUCCCGUGAUAAGUAUUUAUAAUAGUAAUAUAAGUGUGAUUGAUACUUUACAAAUAUUAUGAAAUUAAGUUUUACUUGUGAAAAUAAUUUAUAAUGCACACUUUACUAAAUAUAUACGUUUGAAUUUAACAAUAUUUUUACA